Messenger RNA from Paramisgurnus dabryanus, 780 nucleotides. Its product is annotated as C-X-C motif chemokine 11-6-like. The record is from RefSeq and is a predicted model, not a curated record. Gene Ontology annotation, biological process: immune response; chemotaxis; defense response. Gene Ontology annotation, cellular component: extracellular region. Gene Ontology annotation, molecular function: chemokine activity. NCBI's taxonomy places the organism in Eukaryota, Metazoa, Chordata, Actinopteri, Cypriniformes, Cobitidae.
UCAUUUUAUGGUGGAUAUAUAAGCAGCUAACCUCCUUCAAUCAAAUAAUACAACUCUAGACACCAGCGAACUCAUAUAGCCAUCAAAUUCUUUAAAACAAUGAAGACCGUUGCAGUGUUUGCUUUUCUAGUCUGUCUGCUUGCAGCAGAAGUGAAAGGGCAGCAGAGUUUUACAGGCAGAUGCCUCUGUGCUGACAAAGGCGUGAAUGCGGUUUCCAGACAAUUGAUUAAGAAAGUUGAAAUCUUCUACCCAAGCCCAUCUUGUGGAAAGCAGGAAAUUAUUGUCACUCUGGUCAAUGCAAAGCGGAAAUGCCUGAAUCCAGAUUCUAGUUUUACCCAGCAUUUAAUCAAAAUGGUUCUUGAAAAGAGGGGCCCAAUAGGGAAUGACUCUCAACAUAAAUCCAGAACAACAUCUGAACCAUAAAACGACCCUUUUAUCAGAACUAUAAGAUCAGAUGCAGUAUAACCUUCAGUUUGCAUACACUGCAAGUAUAGCUUCAUUUGAGAAUUUCUUUAAAGAACUGAUACAGCAAAAACUAAGCUAUCUGUUGUAAUUUUUUAUCUAAUUGUUAUAUAGUUUUUGAUAUAAUUGAAAAUUGUUUAAAUAAUUGUUUUGUAUUGUUUUUAAAUUAUAAAGCUAACAAACACGGUUGUGGUGUGCUGUAAUAUAAUCCAUUGUAAAGCUAUUUAAAUAAUGCAACUUUCCACUACUAUGUCAAAGUACAGAGUUUUGUAAAAUAAAGUUAUUUCUCAUCAGAGAUAAUUAUCACCUGUCUGUCAC